CCACAGGCCCUCGAUCUGCUCCACAUUUGAACACACAACUACUAUAGGUGCCGACGCCUCCUCUUAUUUCUAUAACAGAUCACAAAAACUAUAGUGACAUUUGUUUCCGACAAUAGUUUGCUAUUGACAACACCACAUACUGCUGUCACCUUACUGGUCAUUUUCUGGAGCACACAAACCAUGCACAGUGUUUCAGGCAGAAAACGAUGCCAGCAUUUUGAAAAUAGCAAUUUUAUUUUUCAAAACAGAUUAAACUUCUAACCUCCAUCAAUGUGCAAUCCUUAUUUGAAUAAUUACAAUAUAAAAUAGCUGUCAUGCACAGUUAAAUUUUGUCAUAUUUCUUUUUCAGCUAUGAAACCAUAAAUGUACACUUAAAACGCAAACCAGACUGGCUAUUAGCACGCAACCCGAAGGGUAGAGUGCCGGUUCUUGAAUUUUCAGAUGGUCGUAUUGUGUUUGAGUCCGUCAUCACAUGCCAGUAUCUUGAUGAUGUCUACCCUCAGGAACCUCUGACCCCAGCUGACCCAUAUCAGAAAGCUCGAGAUCGUUUGUUUGUGGACUAUUGUGACAAGUUUAUGAUGGCCAUCUACCAGCUCUGGUCUUCAGACAGCAACAAUGAAAAGGGCAAAGCUACCAUCCAUGUAGGAAUGCAGAUGUAUGAGCAAGAAUUGACACAGCGAAACAGUGGUCCAUUUUUUUGGAGUUGCAGAUUUGAUAUUUAAACUGAAGCUGUAAUAAUGAUCUAAAGGGGAGAUGAUCCAAAGAUCAAAGAAAACCAUGACAACAUUUACACAGCCAUUUGAUUGCCUUUCCUGGCCUUUUAACUGGCUUAUGGUAAUGGCCACAACCCUUGUUUGGCCUUUGCAAAGUGCUUUCAGCGGACUUAUAUCUUUGUUUUUACCAACAACGUAUGAACUAAACAAGCCACAUAUCUUGCUGUUCCGAAGACUGAUCCUUUUACCUGUAUAUCUUGCAUUGGUAGUGAUUUUUGCUCCGCUAGGACUGAGCUGCAUCCCUCUUCGUUGCUUACUGUCAUUACUGCGACAUCCAUUUCAGUAUUCUGUGAUAAAAACUGCAUAUACAUCAGCAUGGGAAAGCCAUGUGUUGUCUAGUCUGGAGGGUUCUCAGUACAAGAGUUAUCAGUUUGGAGUAGCAACAGCUAACGUUUGUCUUCUUCCUGAGUUUCUAGCAAGAAUAAACAACAUUUCACAUGGUAGCACCAGAGCAAGAACCACAGGAGAACGGAUUGUUGUGGACCAGUUCUUUUAUGCUGCAGAGCAAAAUGCAGUUUUUGGACUGAGUGGACUUAAUGAUGACCAUUCUAAAAAAGUCCAAGUACACAACACUUUUGCAGCAGGUCUUGAUGCACAUUUUCCACAGCUUGACUUCCUGUGCUUACAAGAAGUUUUUGACUGGAACUAUAACAAAAUUCUUCGUAAAGAACUUCACAAGGUGUUUCCAUACAUUAUUCAUGAUGUUGGCAUCACAUCAAUGAAGAGUAACUACUUUUUGUUCAACUCUGGCCUUCUAUUUGCUAGUCGUCAUCCUGUGCUGAAAGUUGAUUUCAAGUGUUUUUCAACCUCAGUUGCACAGUGUCGCUUUACCAGUAAAGGUCUGCUUAUGGUUAAGGUACUCAUAGGCAGUGAGUUGGCAGCUAAGAGGAAGGUUGGCUACAUUUUCACUACCCAUUUGCAGGCUUAUCAGGGUCCCCAUUCAGUUCUAUGUCAGCAACUGGAUGAAAUUCUAAAGUGGAUUGAAGAAUUCAGACAGGAAACGAAAGAUGCCAAAGACAAGGUUCUCUUUGACAUUUUGUGUGGGGACCUCAAUUUUGACAACAUAUCACCAGGUGAUAAAGAGAACAGGGAACAUGCAGUUUUUGAUGUGUAUACAGAUCCUUGUCGAAUGUUUCCUGGGAAGGAUCAUGAUUGGACUGUUGGGACAGAAUUCAAACAGAUUUUUAUGCAUGAUCCUUCAGUGAAAAGUCCAGAGUCAUUAAAGUCAUCUUUGAAUGACCCAGUCCUGCGGCAUAGAUAUUUACUGGAUGCAGACAUAAAUGAACAGUCCAUGGACACAUUAGUGAAGGUCAGACUAAAAACUGAUGCGAUGGGUAACCUUCUGACGUUUCCUUCAGCAGGAAAACGACGUAUUGACUAUGUGUUGUACAGGAGAGAUACACCAGUGGAUGUGAGUGGUGUAAAAUUCAUCACAAGGCUGGCUUCACUCACUGAUCAUUUACCUGUCAGCAUGACCUUCAGUGUUAAAUUUUAAAUGUUGACUGAUGCCUGAAAUUACAAUUGAUGGAUACUUAGUGGAAGUGAUGAAAAUCACUCAAGAAAUAUCAAAGAAUAUUAUAUAGGAUAUACAAAAACUGUAUUUUCAUCAUCAGUCAUUUCUGUCUGUGAAUACAAUGUAAAGAAAUGUAUGACGAGCUUGCGAUGAAGGACGUGAAACAUAUCAGACCAUACACCUUGUUUGGGAUUUAAAUGCAGGAGGGAAUUUCAUGCAAGUUAAAGGCAAAGAUGUAGAAGCCAGGACAUCAACUUGCAUUUCAUAUGAAGACAAGAAGCAAAAAGUCCAGCAAGCCUAUUCUGAAAAUAGCUGCAUUUGAUGCAAACUUGUUACUGGAUGCAAGUUAUUUGAAAACCUGUUUCUGUACUAUAAAUAUUUCUAAGCAUUAUGCACUACAUGCAUGUUAAAGCAAUUAGCAAAAAUUAAUAUCCGUUAUAGUAAGGUAAAAGAGGUCAGCUACUAGUCUUCAUCCAUUGUACCAUGUGAAAGUUUUAAAAACUAUAAGGCGUUAUUCUGCAAUAGCAAAGUUUUCUGAGAGAAACUGAACAGCUUUUUCUGCUUCUCCUCCCUUCUGUAACAUACACUUAAAAGCAGUCCAGUGAUCAAGAGAGUAUUGAACACAUCUGUUACAAUUUUGCUAAUUUAUUUAUACAUCAUCAGCAUUUUUGAAUGACCUAUUAUGAUUUGUGUCGCUAUUUUUAUUGUUAAAAAUUAUUUCAAUGAAGUGUAAUUUUGUAUUUUUGGUAUUUAAUUUUCAAUCAAAUUUGAGAUUUGAGCUUAAAUUGUUUUCUUAAUAUCAUAGCACUUCCUUUUGAAAAUAAUUUUCUAAUAUAUGCAGUAGUUUAAAAUGAUUUACUCUGAAAUGGACUUUUUAUGAGCAUUUUACUUAUUCAAAGAAGGCUUUGUAAUUUUUAAUAGAUUUGUAUUAUGCAUUAUGAUAAAGAGUGAGUGUCGCUGUGUUUGUGUGUGUGUGUUUAGAGAGUUAUAUGCUGGUUUAAAUCAGAAUAUUACUUUAUCUUCGAUAAAUAACUAUUCACUUCAAAUAUAUAUAGUUGUUUGAAAUUGUUCUGCAGUAGCGCUUUUCCUAUUGACAUCCUUGUUUCUGAAGCGUGAUUUGGUUCUAAAUGGCGAUCCUGUUUGUAUAUCUUCUAAGCAGCAAAGGAAAUUGACAUUUAAUAUGCCGUGUACAUCUUUUCAAGGUCAUGUUUUCAUUUCAUAAGUCCUCAGAAUUUUGCGGUGUCAGGUACCCACUCUACCUCUGGGUCAACUGGGGAAAGUAGACUAACACGUCAUGGGUAUCCAACUGCAUGGAGUUGAACCCGUUACUCAAACCACUUGUCUGUUCCUGUCCCCAUACCCUGUCGAAGUUUGGUGGAGUCUUUUUCUAGGAAUUCUGUCUGUCAUUCAUUAGAUUGAAUUUUCACUCACCAUAGCUACAAUCACUGUUAAGUGACUGGUAAACUUUGUGAUUGUCCUUCAAUCUGUAGUCUUUACGUUGACAAUGCGCUAAAGUAGUCUUGCUGGCCUAUGAUUUCCUAGAACAGACCUGGGAAGGGGCGGCCCGCCUCCUGUCUCAUGCGGCCCCUUUGGAAAAUUAAUUUCCCACCCCUGUCCUAGAACUAGCUCAGAAUUCCACUCAGACGACAUACAUCCGCGAUGUAAUGAUCUGAAGAUGUUACAUCUAUUUGAUUUUUGCUAGUUUGAGUUGAACAAAACUAUGAGUUGGCUGAAAAAUAAAAAUAAAAUUGUCCAUACUGUAUCUUCAAUCCCGCAGAAGCAAAACAAAAAAAAAAAAAAAAAAAAAAUGGGGUCUGGAU
Messenger RNA from Pomacea canaliculata, 4106 nucleotides. Its product is annotated as sphingomyelin phosphodiesterase 3-like. The coding region runs from base 754 to 2268 and encodes 504 amino acids. Lineage: Eukaryota; Metazoa; Mollusca; Gastropoda; Architaenioglossa; Ampullariidae. The record is from RefSeq and is a predicted model, not a curated record. Gene Ontology annotation, biological process: sphingomyelin metabolic process. Gene Ontology annotation, molecular function: sphingomyelin phosphodiesterase activity. The transcript is spliced from 9 exons. Gene Ontology annotation, cellular component: extracellular region; cytoplasm.